AUGAACGAGCUCAACCCAAACAUUUACACGGUCGCGUGGAUAGCGCCUCUCGAGAUCGAAGCACAGGCUGCUCUACACAUGCUGGACCAUGAACAUAGCGGCCGAUUCGGCUUGGGCAAGGGUAACGACUAUAUCUUCCGCGCCGGUGAUCUUGGCGGACAUAACACCAUCAUCGCUACUCUACCGGCGGGCCAGGAAUAUGGUACCGGAUCUGCAGCUGCACUGGCCAGCCAAGUGAAGAUGUUCUUCCCAAAUCUCUGGUUCGGACUAUUGGUUGGCGUUGCUGCUGGUCUUCCAAGCCUUUCACGACACCCGCUGCGUGAUAUCCGACUUGGCGACGUUCUUGUGGGACUUCCGGAGGGAAGCAGUGCCGGGCUUAUUGCCUACGACUUGGGCAAAGAUUUAGGAGCUGGUGGUUUUCAACUGCUGCGUGACGGACACGUGCUGGCGAGUACUGAGACCGUUGUCCGAUCCGCGAUCCAGAAUAUCAAGUUAAUGGCGCCGCGGGAUGUCGACACAUUUCAACCAUAUUAUGAAGGAAUUCGGCGCAAGAAGCAUUCGACUGGGGAUUUCAAUGAUCCUGGUCAGGAUCAGGACCGCCUUUACCGAACGGAUCAUAAAGGAGUGCGCCGUAUCGUGAAACGACGACGGCGUCCUGAUUCGGCACGAACCCGGGUGUGGUAUGGACCGAUUGGAUCCGGUGAGAAGCUUAUGAAAAAUGCUCAGAAGAGAGAUGAAUUGAGAGACAAAUACGGUAUCAUUGGGCUGGAAAUGGAAGCCGCGGGGACAAUGAAUCGUAUACCUGUUGGUGUGAUUCGAGGGGUUUGUGACUACGGGGAUGAACACAAGAAUAAAAGGUGGCAAUCGUAUGCAGCGGCGAUGGCUGCUGCGUACGCUAAAGCUGUUUUAUAUGAGAUAAAGACCCAGAGCCUCGGCCCCGGGUCUUUGGUACUCUGGGGUCUCAGCGGGUCUGGGAAAACGCAGCUCGCCAUUCACUAUGUUACUACGAACAAACAGUCAUACCAGUCUGUGUUGUGGAUUGAUGGGUCGUCGUACGCUUUGGUUCAUCAAUCUUUCGAGAAUCUUUCGCAUCAUAUUUCAGGUUACCACCGAGGGAGACCAGCUACUGAGCAAGUCAUCGAGUGGUUGGAGAGAGGAACGAACCGUUCCUGGAUGAUGAUUUUUGACAACGUCCCCGGAGCUUACGAUGUCGAUGAUCCCGAGAACUUUGAUAUCCGGAAAUACCUACCUGCGUGCGAUCAUGGUCACAUUUUGCUGAUAACAACAGCAUCGGAUCUACACCUGCGCUUAGCCCUCCCCGGGACCCAUCUGGAAGGCGUAGAUGACACCACGGGCUCGUCUAUCCUUCUCAGAUGUGCGGGUGUUCAAGCGCCAGAAGAUUCUGGGAAAGCGACAGCGCGGUCGAUUUCUCGCAAGCUAGGGGGGUCUACCACUUGCCCUUGA
Molecule: messenger RNA, 1464 nt
Organism: Penicillium manginii
Lineage: Eukaryota; Fungi; Ascomycota; Eurotiomycetes; Eurotiales; Aspergillaceae
Product: 5'-methylthioadenosine/S-adenosylhomocysteine nucleosidase family protein
Exons: 2
Coding region: 1-1464 (487 amino acids)
Biological process (GO): nucleoside metabolic process
Molecular function (GO): catalytic activity
Source: RefSeq, a predicted model, not a curated record